AUGCCUACCAUAACGGUCAACAAGGCCGACCUCUUCAAAUCCCUUGGCCGGGAAUAUACUACUCAAGAGUUCGACGAGCUAUGCUUCGAAUUCGGUAUUGAACUUGAUGAAGAUACUACCGACCAAGAUAGAAAAGAAAAAGAUGGCAGCGAACGUCCUCCAGAGCUCAAGAUUGAGAUCCCCGCCAACAGGCAAGACUGA
Messenger RNA from Orbilia oligospora ATCC 24927, 201 nucleotides. RefSeq lists its product as uncharacterized. The record is from RefSeq and is a predicted model, not a curated record. The transcript has 3 exons. Gene Ontology annotation, molecular function: phenylalanine-tRNA ligase activity. Gene Ontology annotation, cellular component: phenylalanine-tRNA ligase complex. Lineage: Eukaryota; Fungi; Ascomycota; Orbiliomycetes; Orbiliales; Orbiliaceae. Gene Ontology annotation, biological process: phenylalanyl-tRNA aminoacylation. Bases 1 to 201 code for a protein of 66 amino acids.